CCUCUCUCUUCUCACCAGUAAAGGCUAGUAAAUACAAAGAGAUUCACUCACUUAGAAGCCAGUAGCAGACAUGGAAACUGGCAGCCUGUACACAUCAUUGGAUAGGCCCACCGAAGAUACUUAUAUCACUGCAGAACCAGCAAAGGACAGAAAAGCUAGACACCUGGAAGUUGUAAACCUGGCCUGUCCUAAACUCUCUGCCAAUGAUAGAAUAACAGCAAUGGACAAAUCCUGUCCUGUAAGAGACACAUUGGUGAGAGGUAAAACAUGUUUCACUUGUCCACAGGGUUGGCUGCUGUUUAACUCCAAAUGUUAUUUCUUCUCCACUGAUAAAUUCAACUGGAACAACAGUCAAAAAAACUGCACCUUACUUGGGGGACAUCUUGUGAUUAUAGAGAGCAAUAAGGAGCAAAAUUUUUUAACAGCAUUGGUGGAAAUUGAAGGUGAAGAAGAGAAAACCUACUGGAUUGGACUGACAGAUCAAGUGAACGAAAAUCAAUUUUUAUGGGUGGACAAUAAACCUCUGGACAUAAAAAAUGAGUUCUGGGGAAGAAGAGAGAAUGACAAUGGGCUAGAGCCAGACAACUGGACUCAUCGGAAGAAUGGGUACAUGGGAGAGGACUGUGUGGAGCUAAAAAAAUUAGAGCGCUACAGUGGCUGGUAUGAUCAAAACUGUGUAUCAGAAAAGAAAAGGAUCUGUGAGGCAGCAGCAUUAACUUUGCCAACCCAUGUCUGAAUUGUACACAGGAGCAGCUGAGUAGUCAGCACAUCAGUGGAGUUAAAUGGCUUCUCUGAAUUGACCAAUUGUGGCUUCUAAUGACUAUUGUUUACUGUGAAUGUAGUGUUUUUGUGAAGA
Messenger RNA from Polypterus senegalus (gray bichir), 856 nucleotides. RefSeq names its product C-type lectin domain family 4 member E-like. The transcript has 5 exons. Bases 71 to 736 code for a protein of 221 amino acids. NCBI's taxonomy places the organism in Eukaryota, Metazoa, Chordata, Cladistia, Polypteriformes, Polypteridae. The record is from RefSeq and is a predicted model, not a curated record.